GCGAUGGGAAGAGACGUGAUGAUGACAUGACUUUAAAAAUCUCCCGCUUAAUAACAGCUGAUGCUGCAGUGUGUGGAGCCAGUUUAUUGCUAUAGAGAUAAAGCGACAUUUUACAAGGAGACCGCACUCUGCCCGCCGUCGCACCAUGUCAUCCCGCAGCCUGCAGUAUGUAAAUGGUCAUCUUCCAAUGCUUCAGUUAGAGGAGGAAGACCUGGAGCGGAAUCCACAGUUCAGAAAACUUCUACUAGAAUUGUGUCAAAUUUUGGAUCAAAGUGGGGGUAGUGCUAGCUUAAGUCGUGAGUUGGAGGAGACACAGAGAGAGCUACGGUUACAGAGGAAGGUGUGGCUAAGGUCAGAGGUCGUUCACAGACUGAUUCAGGAGAUGUUACUGGAUUUGCAGGUUAAGAAGCAGGAGGGCGCAAUAACCGAUGAGGAGAACAAGUUUCAGGAAGGUCUGCAGCAGUGUUUGUUGGUCACAGAAUGCUCACGCCUACUUCCUUCUGGUUCAGAGUCUGGUUCUGUAUCUCUUCUUGGGUUGGAGAAGCAAGAUCUUCUUGACCUUCUUCCAUCAAAUAUGGAUAUUCUCUGGAUUAAAGAGCGACUCCAUAAGCAGCUGGAAGAGGCUCUACGAAAGAAAUGUUUUACGUUUUUGUCAUUCCACCAACCUGAGACAGAUGAGGAAGGUGAAGUUCUGCGGGCAGCAAAAGCUCUACGCUUGGCCAGUACACUGGAGGAUGAGAAGAGGCGGCUGCAGAAUGAGCAGGAGAAGCAUCAAGAAAUGGGAGCUUUACUGGAAAAACAGCAGGAGAUGUAUUCUCAUGUACUACUGCGCUGCCUUUCCUUACUCAGACAGGCUGCCUCUGAUCUCCGUCUCCAGGCACAGUCUGACAUUGAUCGCAUGAACGCUGAAUAUUUGGAGGCAAAGAGCAACGCGCUGUUUUUGAAACUGCGGAUGGAAGAGCUUCAGAUCCUCACAGACGCUUACACCUCUGAGAAAGUUGAAGUCCACAGAUACAUAAGGUCCAGUCUGGAAGCUGCAGUGAAAGCGGAGAAGACUGAACUGUCUGCGUCUAGGCAGAUUCUUUCCUCUUAUGAAUUCCUGGGCACAAAGUUUGAGGAGUUGGUGCAAGAGUAUACUCAUCUGAGAGAUAAGAUCAAGGACAAUCGCUGGGCAAUUCAGGAACUCAGCAAGACAUUACCCUAAGCAAUACAGACGUUUCCCUUAUUAAAUAUGAAAAAUCCACUCAUUCUUCACUUGACACGACAACCAUGAAGGAUUCUCUUCCUCCACCAAGUGGAAAAACGUGCCAUCAUGCGCUUACUUUAUAUACUCUAGUGCAACAAGUGGGCUUCUUGGUACUUGAUCAACAUAAGCACACAACUGCAGCAUCACUUUCGCAGGGAAGUGCCCACUCUGUAGAGCAGGCAUUUCCAACUUCUGUCCUCAAGGCACAUUAACAGUCCAGGUUUAAAGGUGUGUACACAUGGUGAGAUUCCUCCUUUUUGAUUUUGACUUUAUAGUCAAAAUUGCAAGGAAAGUUAGUGCAAAUUGCAAGGUGUUAGCCACCUUGCGAUCCCGAUGCGCACUCCCACAUGGUCUGUAUCGCAAGGCUAGAUAAAUUGUGCAGGCAAGUCAAUCUUGACUAUCUAGUGUACUAUCUAGCAUAAAGUAUAGUCAAAAUUGGCACUUAGUCAAAAUCGGUACUUUUGGGCUCUGGGGGAGUUCAAGGGAAAUCACAAAGUCAAAAUCGGGCAUAGCAAGGAUCUCACCAUGUGUAUGCACCUUUAGUGAUAUCCAUUCUUGUGCACAGGUGACUUAAUUAGUACCUCAGAUAUUUUGAUGUAACCAUCUGUGCUGAAGCCUGGAUAUCACUAAAACCUGCGCUGUGAGUGUGCCUUGAAUAUUAAAAGUUGGGAAUGAAGGGUAUAGAGAGCGACUGCAAAUACAAAAGACUAUAUAUACCAGUGAUGGCUAACCUUGACACUCCAGCUGUUGUUGAACUACAUAUCCCAGCAUGCCCUGCUACAGUUUUGUCAUUUGGCCAUGCUAAAACUGAUGCAGGGCAUGCUGGUAUGUGUAGUUCAACAGCUGGAGUGUCAAGGUUAGCCAUCAAUGAUAUAUACCAUGCACUUUUUUAUUCUUACUUUGCUAAAGUCUAAAAGUAGAGCCCUGUCCUAUGCAAUACUUCAGAAGCAAACAUUUAAAUUAUCGAUAACAUUUAGUAUGCUAAUAUCUUAAAUUAAAAAUAAAAAUAAGUUAACAAUG
Molecule: messenger RNA, 2266 nt
Organism: Pseudophryne corroboree (corroboree frog)
Lineage: Eukaryota; Metazoa; Chordata; Amphibia; Anura; Myobatrachidae
Gene: HAUS4
Product: HAUS augmin like complex subunit 4
Exons: 10
Coding region: 146-1204 (352 amino acids)
Biological process (GO): centrosome cycle; spindle assembly
Cellular component (GO): HAUS complex
Molecular function (GO): microtubule minus-end binding
Source: RefSeq, a predicted model, not a curated record